Molecule: messenger RNA, 183 nt
Organism: Entrophospora sp. SA101
Lineage: Eukaryota; Fungi; Glomeromycota; Glomeromycetes; Entrophosporales; Entrophosporaceae
Source: the annotation of a GenBank genome assembly
AUGACUUUAAAUUGGCGAUCAGUUGUUGAAUAUUGGAAUCAAUUAGAGCCAGAAAGUUCAAGUCAGUUGUUAGUUCCAGGUACAGAAAUGACAAAAAAAUAUGCAGAUUAUCCUGAAACAAGUAUGGAUUGUGGUAAAAAAAUUGGUGGUGCACCAACAAAAGGAACUAUUCAUUUGCCAUAA